CUUCAAUUUUCGCAAAUGGAACGACAUAUAAAGAAUAAUAUGCGUUAAAGAGUUGCUAGAAAAUACCAAUAUAUUAUAAUGUAAUUUUGUGUAUGGUAUCACAGUGAAAUCAAUCGGGAAAAGAAAAAAGCAGCAUAGCUACAAAGGAUCAAACUGAAAUGGCGCGAAUCCUGAAUACGAUGAUGCAAAAUACGUCAACGACAUCGCGCGCGACAAUCGUCGCGAAUGGUGACGCUGACCCGUUUUAUCCAUGCAAUCAAUUCGACACUCGUUCAAGUCACGGCACCGGCUGCAAAUAUUGAUCAAAGCGUCGACUCGACCGUCGACAGUGCGUCCAUAGCGAUCGCGGUAGUGAUGUGCGGAGGAAUCGUCGCACGAACGUCGCGCGCACGAAAAUCUCUGGGCUUUUUGCUGCUGCUCUUUUCGAUCGCGCGCUUGCCGCUGCUGCGACACGCCGAUGCGAAAAUACUUCGCGGUGAUCUGGUGACGAGCGAAAAGUGGGCAUUCGUCGCGAGGUUCUGCUUCCUGACGGAGCGCGGUACGUUUCGGUACCACUUUCGACUAGGGGGCGAGGAGCGCGAUUUGAAUCUCUUGCUGUACUACGACGCGACUCACCAGUGGCCCAGCAUCUAUCCGUCCAACAAAACAUGCAGGGAGAAGGAGAGUAUCCUCGACAUCGAUCACGGUCAGAUAAUACCGUUGAACACGUCGAUGCGAUUGUCGUCGGGUUGUACGGAUGGUGACGACGGCGUCGUUCAAUGCGACAGUCAAAGAAGAUUCAUCUCGGCCCGACCAAGAUGGUGGUUCGUGGCCCUGGCCGAUUGCUCUUCCAAAAACGGCUUAAACGUCACGUACUGGAUGUCGUUGACCAACGCACCGUCCGGUACAUUCUGGAAAGAGCACUUCUCCGCGGACGAAUUCUACAUACUGCCGGUACUGAUAACGACCGCCUGCGUCUACGUGAUACUGGUGACGCUCAGUUUCCACAUAGCGCUGCAGCUACGCUCCAGGAGGCUGCUGCACGUGUCCUACAAGCUAUUCAUGGCCUCUCUGCUGUGCCAGUUGCUAGGUGCGUUAUGCGAGAUCUACAGUUAUGUGAAUCUCGGACUGAGAGGAAUCCCGGCGGCGAAGGCGUACUUGCUGGGUCAGUUGUCCGAGGCGUGCUCUGAGACUCUUUACACCGUGCUGAUGCUGCUGCUUGCACUCGGCUACACGGUCACCAGGAGCGUCCUGACUACGUCGCAAGUACGAUGGCUCGUCGUAUUCGUCGGCAUCACCGCAUUCUUGCAAAUGUCGCUGUAUAUCUACGAGUUCGAGAUAUUUGAUCCGGGCUUGGUGUUGUACAUUUACGAGUCGCCGCCAGGCUACGGACUGAUAGCGCUCAAGCUGGUCGCCUGGUUCGUCUUUAUCACCCGCUGCUGCAAGACCAUUAGAAAGCUGAACACGAAGCUCAAUUUCUACGCUUCGCUUCUCUCCUUGGGAUCGGCCUGGUUCCUCUGUCAUCCGCUAACGGUGCUGACCGUCACGAUAUUCGUAGAUCGAUGGGUGAGGGAGAGUGUCGCCAAAGGAAGCUCCCUUUGGAUUGUCUUCUUGGGUCACGUCACGUUUUUAUAUGUAACACGACCGUCCGUCAACAACAAACGUUUUCCAUUCCACAUUAGAACGUGUCAAGUUGUGCCCAUAGGCGGUCAAGGGCAGGAUCACGGCUACGAGCCUGGUCCUCGAACCGCAGUCACAGCGUUUACUAUCGCACGGACACCGGCUUACUUUAGUCAACCACGUUGAAAGUAGAAAGACGAAACAACAAGUGCGAUCACUGGUGGAAUGCACUAUAUUAUGGCUUAAAAAACCAAUUUUUCUAAUAUCAGAAUAUUUUUUUACUACUAUAUACACGAUACAUAUGUAAUGCGGUGUAAUUCUGCAUCGCAAUUACGCCAGUCCUUUAAACGAUUGACUUCUAUUUCUCGCAAAAAUGCAUUUACAAUAAAGUGCAUAAUGUGUUACUUUA
Messenger RNA from Odontomachus brunneus, 2008 nucleotides. Its product is annotated as transmembrane protein 145-like. The record is from RefSeq and is a predicted model, not a curated record. Gene Ontology annotation, biological process: response to pheromone; G protein-coupled receptor signaling pathway. NCBI's taxonomy places the organism in Eukaryota, Metazoa, Arthropoda, Insecta, Hymenoptera, Formicidae.